ACGCGGAGAGUUCGAGGACGUACGCUACUGAGGGAUUUAUACGAGCUAGAUCCAGUCGAGCGUGUCAAAGUAUCCAGUAAUAGCUUUGGUCAGCCUGUUGGAUCAGAAGCUCGCCUUUCAGCAGGAUACUUGGGCAUUCUAGCACGGAAUGCAAAUAUGUUGCCAAUUAACUUCAAGUCAUGGCAUAAAAUGCCCGAGAGUAACAAGAACCAAGCUCUCGAUAACAUUAAGGCGAGAUUUGCUCUAGAGGUCUCUGAUGCUUAUAUAAAGAAGGCAUUGGGAAAAAGAUGGAGAGACGAUAAGAGCACUUUAAAGAAAGACUAUUUUAAGACAAAAAUAACACUCGACGAGAAAUUACAAAAUGUCCCGCCGGGAAUGCUGAGGUACCAGUGGGAAGAGGUCGUUAGAUUUUGGACUUCGAAGAAAGGAGAGGUAUGUGCUACUACAAAAAUCUUGUAAUUAUUUUGGUUUAUUGUAUUUACUAUUGACGUACUAAUAAUUUCAUAACGUAGGAUCGUGAACGAGUUGGAAAAAGUAGUAGGCAGAAACAAAAAUUCACUCACACAGUUGGGUCGAAAAGUUUUGCUUCUGUAGCUCAGGCCGAGGUAUUUUAAAUUUUUUAAUACUGACAGAUAUUUAUUACUUUCUAUCAAAUAAUAUUUUUACUACUGUAUUGUAGGAACAGUCGUCUGGUCAAAAAGUUGGACGCCUUCAACUUUUUGACAUUACACAUAGGAAGAAAUAUGGAUCUCCAAUGACUCCUGAAGCUGCAGAAAUUAUGGAAAAACUAAAGGAUAAAAAGGCAGAGUAUGAAGCGAUUGCUUCCAGUGAUAGUUCUGUUCAUAUUGACGACAUUGAUAACCAGAUUAUCACUGAAGUUUUGGGUCCUGAAAGGUAUGGUCGGGUUCGAUUUCAAGGAUCUUUUGUUAACCCAUCCCAAUAUUUUGGAUCCAGCUCGCAACAAUACAUGCCUUCGGGGAGUCAGGCUCAAGCUGAAGUUCAAAUGUUAAGAGACCAGAUGGCUCAGAUGCAAGCGACAACAGUUGAGCAAAUUACACAACUUAAAGCGGAGGUAGCAUCGAGAGAAGCUGAGGUUCAACGAAAGUAUGAAGAACUCCAGCUGCAGCUUAAAGCAGAUGAGGCAGCAAGAGAAGCAGAGGCUGCAGCGAGGGAAGCAGAGCAGCAUAGAAAGUACGAUGAACUCCAGCAGCAGCUUCAGAAAAUGAUGAAGAUGUUUCAGCAAUCGCAACAGCCUCCGUCUUAGA
Gossypium raimondii (Peruvian cotton) is the source of this 1265-nucleotide messenger RNA. RefSeq lists its product as uncharacterized. The coding region runs from base 755 to 1264 and encodes 169 amino acids. The record is from RefSeq and is a predicted model, not a curated record. NCBI's taxonomy places the organism in Eukaryota, Viridiplantae, Streptophyta, Magnoliopsida, Malvales, Malvaceae. The transcript has 3 exons.